GAGCCUGGCAUUUGGGGUGCGGACCCAGGCGGCGUUGCCUGUGGAUCACCAGAAAAUUGGGGCCUUGGGCCAGUUUCCCGUAGGUCUCGGCAACGACCGGGGAAACAGAGAUGGGCAUGGAAUGACUGGCGAGGAUCACUGUUUAAUGUUAGCCGCAGCCAAUAAACCAAAUCAGAAGCCCGGGGCCGUCUCAAGAGCCAGUAGCCAAGCUCGCGCGGCGCCCCAGCAACGACUCCGCCAAGUUCUCGCGGGAGGAGCGUGACUGGCGGUGCUCUCGCGAGAGGUGGAACUCUGGCACGCCAGUGGGGGCGUGGCCGGAAGAAGAACUUGGAAAUACUGGACAUCUAAUUGGCUCCAGAUUGUAAGCCACAGGAUGAGUAUUCAGUGGGCAUGAGAGAUUGAGAACAUUCCACCUCCCCAUAAACCUUGGUGUAUAUCACUUCCUUUUCUGUGGAUUGAAGCCAGCGAGCACAAUGAGUACAAGAAACCCUCAAAGAAAGCGGCGUGGUGGAACAGUAAGUUCUAGACAAACCCAGAAGCGAACUCGGGAAACAACUUCAACCCCUGAGAUUUCCUUGGAAGCAGAACCCAUAGAACUCGUGGAAACUGCUGGAGAUGAAAUCGUGGACCUCACCUGUGAAUCUUUGGAGCCUGUGGUUGUGGAUCUGACUCACAAUGAUUCUGUUGUGAUUGUUGAAGAAAGGAGAAGACCAAGAAGAAAUGGGAGGAGGUUGCGCCAAGACCAUGCUGAUAGCUGUGUGGUGAGCAGUGAUGAUGAGGAACUGUCUAGAGACAAAGAUGUGUAUGUGACUACCCAUACUCCUCGAAGCGGCAAGGAUGAAGGAUCUACAGGACUCAGGCCCUCAGGUACUGUCAGUUGUCCGAUCUGCAUGGAUGGAUACUCUGAGAUUGUGCAGAAUGGGCGCCUCAUUGUUUCUACAGAAUGUGGCCACGUCUUCUGUAGCCAGUGCCUCCGUGAUUCCCUUAAGAAUGCUAACACUUGCCCAACUUGUAGGAAAAAGAUCAACCAUAAACGGUACCACCCCAUUUAUAUAUGAAAUGUUCAGAACUGCUCAGGAUAGACCAAUGGACAGACAGCCAGGCUGGCCUUUCUGCAUGGUAUCUGCCUCCAGUUUCCUGAGCUCAAAAAGACUUUAAAAAUCAAUGUCUGAUGUAAACUGCUAUUUUGUUUUCCAACCCCUUAGAUCCUUUUGUUUUCUCCAGUUUGAUGCCAUGGAGCAGGAUCCAGGGAUCCUCCCAGGUCAGCUCAGCAUCUCUGCUCCUCUGGGUUUUCUGAGCCAGGAGUAGGAGAAAAGGAGUCAGGUAUAUUGGAGUUUGAGUAUCAUGGCUCCAGCCUCUUUAUGGAGCUUACAUGUUGGCCAAGAAGUUUCCCUGUUGGGAAUGUUUGCCCCAACUCUUCUGGGUGCAGAACCUUCCCAAGGCAUCUGCCAGUUAGCUAUUCUGCCUGCCACACAGUGACCUGGCCACACACGGUCCAUCCAGCCCAAGGAUCCCAGUACAGAAGCUAUCCCUGAAAAGCCCAGCUGGUGGACUUUUAUUUUUCUUUUAGAGCAGAGGUGAUCUGUGAUUCUGCCUGCACCUUAUCAUUGAUGUGCAGUGUUUUCUGCAAAUCAAGAGACCCUCUGCAGGGCAACCAUGUUUCCUAAGAAUGAGAAAGUGCAAUAAAGCCCGUUCUUCACCUGCUCUUCAGCAAUCCGGAAGAUGUAGCACUGCUAGUGUCCUCAGCUCAGUGUUGCCUAUGGGAGCAGUGCCCAUCCCACCCCAUCUCUGUUCACCAACUGUUCUCAGGAACCCUACACAUGCUCCAGAGUUCUUUGCCUGGCACAGAUCAUUCAAGGCCAAUAGGACAAGCAAGUUUUUUAGUAUCCUCUCUUUUCUGCUAAGAUAUGUCCUGUGUGCUCUACAGUGCUCUCCAACCAUCAGUUUUUCAGUUCCCAUUGCCUAAUGUCUGCCCGAGCAUAGAUAGCAGGAGGUGGUAGCAGUAACAGUGGCCUUAUCAGCUCUUCAUUUCCAUGCUUUUGCCCAAGUCACUGUUGCCUGUGUUUCAGAGGUAUUGCCCUACUCAACCUGCCACUACCCUGGUUUUCCCAUGCCCCUUGAGUAGAUAGAUAUUUCCAAAGCUGCUCUUCUGGCCAGUUGGGCUUUGAUCCUCUAGAUUUUUGACUGCUCUGUAGGUUUUGGUCAGCAAAGCAUGGUAUCUCUUCCUCCCCAUGGGACCACAUAAUAAUCUCUGCUCCACUCCAUAUGUAUGGGAGCCUCUGGUGCUCUCGAGGCAGUGAGGUGGUAAAUUGCCCCUGGAGACACCAGGCACAGGGUGGCUUGUAGAGGAUAGGCCUUCAGUGCCAGCCUGCCUCCACCUCCACACUACUUCCUCAGAGGGCUUCUAGCCAAACCAAUAGCCUUUUUGUGUGAAACAUCUUUGAGGUGGGUGGGAAAGGGACCACUGGAGCUUUGCUAGCAAUAACUGACUUUGAGUUUACUAUUCUGAAGGAGCAGGGACUCAGCACAGAAUUCACUUUAAAUGGAGCUGAAGGAGUGUCCCUCCUCUAUGUGAAAAGAAAAGAGUUUUAUUCUUCAUUCUGACUUUUUAAACUGUUUGACUUCCAGUUAGUUUGAAUGAGAGUAAUAAUUUUUUUACAUGGAUUCAGAGGGUAGGAGCAUUAGCUCUCAUCAUUGUGAUGUGUGGUGUGUGCCCUCCCCUUGGAUGUCACAGCCAUUGAGUUCCCUGUGGGCCUCAUGGACUUGCUCUUGUUAGUUCUUAUGAUAGCCAGACUUCAAAGAGCCAAGGUGACCAUGCAGCCAGUUCACUGGUAAAUAUGGUGACACCCACUUAAAAUUCAUUUUCUCCUUAAAGACAGUUUAUGAAGUUGAUCAUAAAAGUUCUAUUACUUCAUCCUAAAUUAAAUUGGGAAAAAUGUGUUUAGUUCUACUAAUCAGAAACUGCACCACUAGGAAAAGGUUGGUAUAGAGAAAAAAAAUCCCUUUCCUUUUUCUUUAAUGUAUAUAGUUUAACUCUCUUUGUUACAUUUAAACUAUGCUCAUGGAUAUCAGUCUGUUUUGGACUCCUGCUAGUGUUAAAAAUGGAAAUAAAACAAUUUGAACCAUUA
Molecule: messenger RNA, 3128 nt
Organism: Peromyscus maniculatus bairdii (prairie deer mouse)
Lineage: Eukaryota; Metazoa; Chordata; Mammalia; Rodentia; Cricetidae
Source: RefSeq, a predicted model, not a curated record